Thamnophis elegans (Western terrestrial garter snake) is the source of this 3406-nucleotide messenger RNA. Its product is annotated as casein kinase I. The transcript has 13 exons. Gene Ontology annotation, biological process: signal transduction; peptidyl-serine phosphorylation; positive regulation of canonical Wnt signaling pathway. The record is from RefSeq and is a predicted model, not a curated record. Gene Ontology annotation, cellular component: nucleus; plasma membrane; cytoplasm. Gene Ontology annotation, molecular function: protein serine/threonine kinase activity; ATP binding. Bases 333 to 1700 code for a protein of 455 amino acids. NCBI's taxonomy places the organism in Eukaryota, Metazoa, Chordata, Lepidosauria, Squamata, Natricidae.
CUUCCGGGGUGGCCCGCUCCCCCCCCCCUCUCCCCUCAGAGCGCUCAGCGAAGGAGGGGGCAGUGGCCCCGGGUUCGCGCCCCCUCCCAGCCGGGAGAAGCGGCUUUUCCUCGGGACGGUAGUGUAAGGUUUUCCUCUACCUCGCUGAGGACGGUGAAGUCAUCCCCGGACCUUCCGUGACAGUGCCUGAACAGCCCGGAUAUGAUGCCAAAAGAUCUCCAAAGUAUUUUAUAGUUUGACCCAAUGAUUCUUCUGGAUCUAUAUUUCUCUCUUCAAGAAUAAGUGCAAAGACCAAAUCCUACUUACUAUCAGAUAUUUUUUAUUGCAAGAUCAUGGACCAUAUUACUAGGGAGAAAGAUGAAAGGCGAACAGGGAAAGGGAAUCCAGGAAGAAGCACGCACAGUUCUCGAGCAUCAAGUUCCACUUCGGCGGCUGGAGUUCUCAUGGUCGGGCCCAAUUUUAGGGUUGGCAAGAAGAUCGGCUGUGGUAAUUUUGGAGAGCUCAGGCUAGGAAAAAAUCUUUACACAAAUGAAUAUGUAGCAAUCAAGCUGGAACCAUUAAAAUCUCGUGCCCCACAACUGCACUUAGAGUAUAGAUUUUAUAAACACCUCGGCUCUUCAGUUGAAGGCUUCCCACAGGUAUUUUAUUAUGGUCCAUGUGGAAAAUACAAUGCCAUGGUACUGGAGCUCCUUGGCCCAAGUUUGGAAGACUUGUUUGACCUCUGUGAUAGAACAUUCACUCUGAAGACUGUCUUAAUGAUAGCAAUUCAGCUGCUUACUCGAAUGGAAUUUGUGCACUCAAGGAAUCUCAUUUAUCGAGAUGUCAAGCCGGAGAAUUUUCUUAUUGGCCGGCAAGGAAAUAAGAAAGAACACAUCAUCCACAUAAUAGACUUUGGAUUGGCCAAGGAGUACAUUGAUUCUGAAACACAAAAACAUAUACCUUACAGAGAACACAAGAGCCUUACUGGAACAGCAAGAUAUAUGUCCAUUAAUACACACCUGGGCAAAGAACAGAGUCGGCGAGAUGACUUGGAAGCUCUUGGACACAUGUUCAUGUAUUUUCUUCGAGGCAGUUUACCAUGGCAAGGCCUUAAGGCUGAUACAUUGAAAGAGCGAUACCAGAAGAUUGGGGACACAAAGAGGAAUACUCCAAUUGAUGUUCUCUGUGAGAACUUCCCGGAGGAGAUGGCCGCCUACCUUCGUUACGUCCGACGGCUAGACUUCUUCGAGAGACCAGACUACGAUUACCUACGAACCAUCUUCACCGAGUUAUUUGAAAAGAGGGGAUUCACCUUCGAUUACGCCUACGACUGGGUUGGCAGGCCAAUUCCCACUCCGGUGGGACCCAUGCAUAUAGAAUCGGGACCAUCUGUAAUGAGAGACGCCCACAUACACCGGGAUCGAUCCUCCGUACAGCCUUACCGAAAUCAGCCUGUGUCCGAACGCAGAGGAGAGUGGGAAAUCCCGGCAGUCCGGCAGACCAAUGCUAUGUUUCUGGCCUCUCACUUGGCUUCCGAACGGCAUGGGGGAUCUGUCCAGGUGGUAAGCUCAACCAACGGCGAGUUGAACGUUGAAGAGCAAGCAGGAGCACCUUCCAACGUACCACUUGCGGCCCGUACUGAGGUGGAAGUAGUAGAGGAAGCUAAGUGCUGCUGCUUCUAUAAGAGGAAACGAAAGAAGUCUUCUCAGCGCCAGAAAUAACAGGUGUCUUCCGAAGGCAUUUUUUUUGGGGGGGGGGGUGUUUUUUGCGUACCUGCUGUUCCUGCCACCUCUUAUUAAAUGAGGCUCCUGUUUGGGGAAGGUCAAGAAACAAGGGACACUUUAAACCAAAAAAAAAAAAAAAGCGGGGGAGAGACAGAGAGAGAGAAAACAGAGAGGAGGGGGAAAUUCCAAAAUAAACAUUCAGGUGGAUUCCCCAGAUGGUCUCCCUCAUUCACUCCUCGGAUCCUGAAGCUCCUUUUGGCAGAAUCAGAGAGCAUCUUCCCCUCCCCAUCUUGCCCUUCCCCUCCCCUCCAGGCACUGGUUGCCCUUUGACGGAAGGCGAGGCUGGCUACCUUCCUUCCUUUUCCAUGGGGGGGUGGAGGGGAGGGCAUUCCUGGCGAAUGUGCUUCGUUGUUCCUCCUUUUGGGUCCUCCAUGUGCUUCCCCCUCCCCUCCCUCCCCCUCCCAGGACAGGGCCUGUGGUGAGCCGUAGGGCCAAGUGAACUCACGGCUGCAAAGGGAAGAACGCUGUUGAAAAGAGCCCCAAGGUUCUCCUACAUCUAAACCCUUGGUUUUCAACUCUCCCAGACAGCCAAGAUGGGACGUCCACCAUCGAUGGUCGCCCAUGGACAGCAUCCACAGCAGUAAGCCAACAGCCGGAGAAUUGCAAUCUACUCUUCCAGUUGCCUUGAAUUUUUUCUGGCUUCGGUGAUGUCUGUCUCUCUCCCUCCUAUUUUUUUUUUCUUUCUCUCUUCCUCAGAAUGGUUGGAGAAAACUCUCCGUUCUAAAAUGAGCAUACGUUUGUUGCACUUUUAAUUAUUAUUUUUAUUUUUAUUGUAACACGAUGGAUGCAUAUGACGCUGUUUGUGUGUGUUGUCUCCUGGUCGUGGCGGCGAAUGAGGCCAGCCCACCUGCUCAGCUUUCCCACCCCUCUUUAACAGCAGGCUGCCCAUCCCCUCUUUAGGAUUCCUCACCAGGACCGCUGCCGGGUUCUUCUUAACGCCUCCCCCCCCCCCCGCAACGGUGUUUGCGCCCCGCCGCUUACUUGAAUAUUUUUUCCAGCUCCUCUUGAAACACCCCGCUCGUGGUUUGUCUCCAUGGUGCCUACCUUUCACCGGCUUGAGAUUGAAACAAAAAAAAACAAAUCUUUUCUGCUGGCUGAAGGAGCGAAGUCAGCUGGACUGAACUUUGGACAAAUGACCAUAGAAUGAAAUGAGGCCCUUUGGCCUUUUUAAAGCGGAGCAAGGCUCAGCCAGAGAGUGGACACUGCCCUUGCCUUACACUUCGUCUCUGGUUUGGAUUUUGCCAAGGCUUUUCAGUCAAUCUCUACAGACUAGAAGAGGGUGUCAUCUAUGUAGUGCCUGCUGAUUUUUUUAUUUUUAUUUUUCUGUUUUGUAACCUGGGCCCUAAUGUUCCUGGAACACACACCUGGACACGCGAUGAGAUAAACUAUCGAAAAUGCAAGCGUUUUUUUUUCUUUCUCUCUCUCUCCCAAGCAGACGGGAACUUUGGGCACACUUUGAGAGAGGGAUUGAAGAGGAUCUUUCUUCAAAACCCUUGGAGUCGCCUCCUAAAAUCCAUCCGAAAGGCGACGCGACCUUGUUGAUCCAGCGACUGAUUUCCUUUCCUCCCGGAAAGGAAGAAGCUACCUCUGGGACUGUAGAGGAAGAAACAAGCGUAGAGUUCCUCGUUUGCAAAUGAAAGAAC